This is a messenger RNA of Gossypium arboreum, 1941 nucleotides long. RefSeq lists its product as uncharacterized. The transcript has 7 exons. NCBI's taxonomy places the organism in Eukaryota, Viridiplantae, Streptophyta, Magnoliopsida, Malvales, Malvaceae. The record is from RefSeq and is a predicted model, not a curated record. Bases 901 to 1671 code for a protein of 256 amino acids.
AGUUCAUUGUAAAGAUUUAAGGAAAGGACGUCAUUUGGUGCAUACAAUUUUUGUUACAAAAUAUUAUUUUUCAGAUUUCAAGCAUUGAUGCCACUCUGAUUUGUUAUGUAUAAUACAAAAUCACUAUAAGCCUCACACGGAAUGCAUCCUCUGGUGUAGUUGUUAAAGGUUCCUUUAUUUCUUAUAAGGUUUUGAGAAGUAAACAAAGUUCAUAGAACAUAGUGGUAAGGUUUGUGAUUUGUGAAGGGAGGAAACUACUUAUCUAGUUGAAAGGGUGCCUCCAUAUGCAAUAGCAGCGAUAAAGAAGACAAUCGGUGAACAGAACACAUGGAGGGAGACGAUUGAUUUUUGCAGAAGCCCCUGAUUUUGUUUUUCCAUAUGCCUCUAAGGAGGGAUGAACAACUCCUUUAUUAUUGACCGGGUUAUUACGGGGAAUAGAGAAAGGGUUUAUUUAUUUUUUGUUGCUUUGAUUGUUGGAUACUGUGUUGUCGUUUCAUAUGUCUUUACUUUUUGUAAACCCUCUGUUGUUCAAUAAAUUAAAUCCGGGAAUUAUUUUUUAAAAAUAUGCAUAUGCAUUUUAUCAAAUACACAUAUAGAUAUAUAUAUAUAUAUAUAUAUGCAGAAUUGAAUUACCAAAUCUGAGGCAAAAACACGUUUUGCCACGAUCGGAAGAGAUUAUUUUUAUUUUCUUUUUUCAUCUAUUGAAGAGAGCGAAACCCCAAAACAGAAAAAGAAAGAACGAAGACAAAAGCAACAAUAAAGAGGCAACAAUGCAUUGCUUCCUAAAAUGAAACGAGUCCACUUAGUGUUUGUAAAUCUUACCAGGUAGGUCAUAAAGACUAUUUUCCAUUUUAUUUCCAGUUUAUAUUUCAAUUCCAAACCAAAGCAAAAAGAAGAAAAAUGGCCACGAAUCGUGCCCUAGAACCCGAGAUCGGACCCGAUGGACUCGCUAGGGAAGCUCCUGUCAUCGCCUACACUGAGAAGAUAAUCGAAGAAGAGCGGGUUCAACUCAAGAAAUACAUAGAAGAAAACUAUUCUAAAAUACGUGAUGUUGAAAGAGAACUAGCAAAUCUUACAAUGGAGAUGAAACUCACUGCUGGGCCCAAAAAAGCAGCCCUUGAACAUAUGAGAAAGAAAAUUGAAAUGUCAACUGAGAGAAUACGUAUUGCGAAGCAGAAGGAAGAACAAGCACGAAAGAUUUGGGAAGCAGCAUUGAAGGCUUUGAAUGAUGAGGAAGCACUUAAGCAUAAGUUAUGUGAGGACUUCAAAAAUCUGGUUCAAGAAAGCAGUAACUCCCAGUUUGCUCGACUUGAGGAGUUGAAAAGGCGAUUAGAAGCUCUGAACCCAAGUAGGGCAUCCGCUUUGUCUAGUCAUGACGUGAAAGCAAUUGGAUUAAUACAGGGUGCUGCGACUGUGGAAUCUUCCUCAGUUUCUCAAACAACAGAUCUGAGGCCUACUUUUUCAGAUAAUGUACCUAAUCUAGGUAAUGGUGGAAAUGUUCCGGCAAUGAAAUUGCAUCAUAAACUGCCCACAGAUGAUGGAGAACUAAAAGGAACAAAAAAAAGUCAUUUUCAUGGAAGAGGAAAAGGAAUUGGUGCCGUGCCAAAGGGUAGCGGAUCUAUAGCACCUGGCUGGACAGGGGCAGGGUUUGAUGUGGAUGGUAGAACCUAGAGGCAUAAUUUCAGGUCCUCUUUUCUUUACUGAAGGAUCAGGACAAACUAUCAUGUACGGGGUAUCACCAGUCUUUCUCCCCAAUUUAUUUCUUGAUCUCGACCCUUGUAUCCUUUCAAUUGCAUAUAGCUUGUUGAUAUGAAUGAUGUCAUGUGGCUUUUCUUUCUUUUUUAUUUCCUGAACAGACAAGUGUCAUUAGUAUUGUCUUCAAGGAGGAAAUUAUUUGAAUCCAUCUCUUUAAAGAAAUAAUAAUAUAAAUAAUUUGGGAAA